UCUGUUUAAUACCGUGGGCUGGUGGCGCGCUUCGCGCACUCGGAGAACAGUACAAGAUCCAGUCAUGGCUCAGCAAUGGACCGGCGCCUCUAAGGCCCACUCAUCCAGGUCCCAUCCCCCACCCCGUUGGUCACAUGGAAGAAAACGAUACUCUGAUGGGAAACCCAGACACAACAACGAUCCGGACUCCACAGUGUUUGAUGAACCACGUGAAAGAGAAUCCAACGACCGUCCUCAGAGACUGACCAAUGAAUCCUCCCUUUCUACCAGCUUUACAACUCCAGAAAGCCAUAAACCAGUGCCAAGAUGCAGUAAAGAUUGGGGAACAGUGGUGGAAGAAGAAGAAUUGCUGAAAGAAACUGUUGAGAGGGAUUUGGCCAGGUUCAAGAGGAAGCUCCUCCUUAAUGAACAUGGAUCAAGAGAAAGAAGAUCCUCAUCUGGAAGUUCUGACUCCAAGGACUCUUCCACACAUGGAGAAUAUGAAACGGACACCGCUAUUCUCGCUAGAAGACAGAAGCAGAUAAACUACGGAAAAAACACAAUCGCUUACGACAGAUACAUCAAGGAAGUUCCAAGGUCUUCUCGGGAGAAUGGGGUCCAUCCAAGAACUCCCAAUAAGUUUAAAAAGUACAGCCGCAGAUCCUGGGACCAGCAGAUACGACUCUGGAGGAUUGCUUUGCAUUUGUGGGAUCCCCCAACUGAAGAAGCCGAUGACCUGCAGCCAUUCACUGAAGAUAUGACAACCUGUACAUCAGAAGCUGAAUCCCAAGAAAGCCUGUUUACAGCAACGCCGACCAAAGUAAGAAGAGUCGACACAGAGGCCGAUGGCUUUGAUCUGGAUGCAUGUAUGAGUGAAAUGAGCGAUGCUAAGCUUUUUAGCUAACUAUCUUCAAAUAUCUAAUAUCCAUGAUUGUUCCGUGUAAAUUGAAUCUGCUUCAGUUACUAAAGAGCCUGGCAUUCCUAGACUCUCAAUAGGGUUUUACAAUUCAUGGCAGUUUUUGCAGCACCCGGUCCGUCGCAACAUUUAACUUUUACUGAUGACCAGUAGGCAGCUGUUUUAAGUGAGCACUUCAUAUUGGAGCAAUGGAGAUCCGGAGGGUAGAUAGGAUGCUUGUGCUGGAGCUGAUCGUCAUUAACGGCACAGAGGCUUCAAGACAGAUGUUAAAGACUCGGCACAAUUACUUCUACUAUCAGGACUUCAAGACUUGCUGCAGGAGAUCACAAUUGCCAAGAGGAAUGUCUAACUCCAAUGCGGGAAGAAACGCAUCUCUAAGGUUUCAUGGGAUGAAACGUCUCACUGGAAGUUAAUAGGCCAUUUGAAACCUCCGUGAAUGGAUC
This is a messenger RNA of Spea bombifrons (plains spadefoot toad), 1338 nucleotides long. It is a transcript of the gene SLBP, whose product is annotated as stem-loop binding protein. The record is from RefSeq and is a predicted model, not a curated record. Gene Ontology annotation, molecular function: histone pre-mRNA stem-loop binding; mRNA binding. Gene Ontology annotation, biological process: mRNA 3'-end processing by stem-loop binding and cleavage; mRNA transport. Bases 65 to 883 code for a protein of 272 amino acids. The transcript is spliced from 8 exons. Gene Ontology annotation, cellular component: histone pre-mRNA 3'end processing complex; cytoplasm. Lineage: Eukaryota; Metazoa; Chordata; Amphibia; Anura; Pelobatidae.